AUGUCUGCGAACCGGGCUGUGUUUGAUGUGUUUCAACGUUAUGACAAAGACAGGAAUGGCGUGAUUAGCCGGGAGGAGCUGGUUGAAGUGCUGAAAACCUUGGACGAAGACAGCUGGGACGAUACCAGCAUCGACUCGCUGCUUGCUGGGGCCGACAGCAAUGGUGAUGGUGCUCUGCAAGUGGUUGAAUUUUUGAGCUGGAUCCUUGGACCGACUUGGGUUGAAAACCCUGAACAUUUAUCAGUUGCUGUAUCAAUGAAGUUGUCAACCACGUCAAAUCCAGCCCAACAGACAAUCAAGGGCGUUCAGCUAGACAUUGAAUUUUUUGAUAAAACACUUGAUCAGGGCGAAACUUGUGGCCAGCAGAAAAGGUUCAUUGAGAACAACUGUCACUUCUGUAAAUGA
Molecule: messenger RNA, 405 nt
Organism: Durusdinium trenchii
Lineage: Eukaryota; Dinophyceae; Suessiales; Symbiodiniaceae
Source: the annotation of a GenBank genome assembly